Molecule: messenger RNA, 814 nt
Organism: Leptopilina heterotoma
Lineage: Eukaryota; Metazoa; Arthropoda; Insecta; Hymenoptera; Figitidae
Exons: 5
Coding region: 420-773 (117 amino acids)
Source: RefSeq, a predicted model, not a curated record
CUGUGGACUCGUGAACCGAUGUAUUAAAGGAGAACAAGGCGUACGGCAACCAUUGGUCCCAAUUUGUACGUUCCGCAUAAUUACGUAAAUAUUCAACGAAUGUAUGGUGACUUCUCUCUAACGAUCCAAGUGAUUGUGGAUGGGCAACCGAAUAUACAAAUUAAACUUUCAACGAGAGCUAUUGCUACGUGAGGAGAAUCGAUUUUUGAGAGAGGAAAUGCACCAGAGUACUUACUUAAAUUAUCUUGCCAAGUAAGCAUAUAUUGAUUUCCCGAUUCUGUGACUGGCAAGGGACCGACCAGAUCAAUUUGUACUUUCUCGAAAACCCGGCUUGGUGUGUCCGUUAUUCGCAUUGGCAUUUUUGUUUUUAUUCUGAAAAAGCGCUCUCUAAUUCUGUCCAGGGUUUUAGAUUCUCCUUUAUGACCGCCUACAGUGGAGUCAUGACAUUCACGGAUAAUGUCACGACGCUUAUCGACUUCAGGAAUUUCGACUUCGCCGGUACACACGGUUCGUCUAUGGUGCUGAAAAUAUCGAAUUCUUCUAGUGUAACGGGGGAAAUUGAGAGUUCUAUAUCCCGAGUAGUACAAUUGAAGCAAGGAAGUCGUAUGUUCCCGGAUGUAACCUUGACCAGGGCUUCGCCCAAGAAAACGCCAGGUCCCGUUGGUAAUAAAGGUCUAUUACCGAAUCUGACAAAAAGGGCAUCCCAAGCAUGCCGUCGCUUUCAAGCGGGAAAUUAUCUGGGACAACUUGAAAGGGACAAGGAAUCUCGUUAAAAUUUAAAGAAACUUCACCGAGAGUCGAUACGCCCUGUUCG